Messenger RNA from Sphaerulina musiva SO2202, 3409 nucleotides. RefSeq lists its product as uncharacterized. The record is from RefSeq and is a predicted model, not a curated record. NCBI's taxonomy places the organism in Eukaryota, Fungi, Ascomycota, Dothideomycetes, Mycosphaerellales, Mycosphaerellaceae. Bases 521 to 2680 code for a protein of 719 amino acids. Gene Ontology annotation, cellular component: membrane; Golgi apparatus. The transcript is spliced from 3 exons. Gene Ontology annotation, biological process: protein localization to membrane; vacuolar transport.
CUCGUCGAGACGACAAGAAGUAUUCUAUGAUCUUAUCGGAGAAACUCACAACCUUGUCCAGCGCUUUCCUCUUUCUGCCAUUGCACCGGCGCCCUGGCCAAUCACGCACGCCACACAUCUUCCUGCCCACAACCUCCGUGUUCACACCACUUGCACGCAUCCCCUUCUUCCACUGCUCCAGCUGCUUCGUCUUCUGGACGAUUCCAUUCGCAGCGGGCUGAAUACGCUGCUGUUCUUCACGGUAACCGCACGUACAGAUUGACUCGACUUUGGUCCUCCGGACCGCUACCACUCGCUUGCGUGGAGAAAGACGACGUGUGCGACACCAAAUCGAGGAGGUUGCAGCUGCAUCGUUCUCAACCGUCCGGACUGCAGCAACACAACCGAAACCUGUGCGAGGCCCGCUCUAUUGCUCCGAGGGGACAUUGAGGAGCUGCUGUAUACUACUGCUGGGCCAGUAGGAAGUUUGAAGGACACGUACUCACCCACCAACCCACCCACCCGCACACACGCACACACUAUGGCUUCCGAUUACAGGAUAAGCCUAACGGCAUUGCUGCUGCUUGGCCUACGACUCACGAAUGCCUUCUACAUCCCCGGGUGGUCGAUCAAGUCGUAUUCGGAAGGCGAAGCAAUCCCAUUGUUUGUGAACAAAGUGUACAGUGAUAAUACGCAGAUACAAUAUGCCUACUCCGAACUGCCUUUCGUAUGUGCGCCAUCGGGGCGUCCGCGGCCUGGAACAGGCCUCAUUUCAGGCUCGAAUGUGGCAUUGAAUCUGGGAGAGGUAUUGCGCGGCGACAGAAUCAUGGUGUCUGACUACGAGCUGGAAAUGGGCAAGGAUGAAGAGGCGCGGUAUCUGUGCAGUCAGAAGGUGGAUAAGUCGGGUUUGAAGAAGGCCAUUGAAGUGGUGCAGAAGGGCUAUGUCGCAGAAUGGAUCGUGGACAACCUACCCAGCGCAACGAGCUUCGUAAGCGUGGAUAAGAGCAGAAAGUACUAUGCUUCAGGCUUCAAGAUGGGCUACGAAGAGGUCUCUCUCAUGACCGGGCAACCACGAUACUUUUUGAACAACCAUGUCACCCUGGUGAUACGCUGGCAUCGCGCUCCUGGAAGAGAUGGCGAGCAGGGGAAAAAAGUCAUAGUGGGAUUCGAGGUCUAUGCCAAAUCUAUUGAGGCGGAAAAUCGUGAUGCAUCCGGACUUCCCAUGAACCUCCACGACACGGGAGCAGGUAUGGAGUUGACCUGGGGUAAUUCCACUAUCAACGCAACUGCACUGAACGACCCGGCGACAACGUACCAUGGCUUUGACACCAUCGACGACAUGCCAGAUGACGCGUUCGUGACCAUUCCUUACACAUACUCGGUCUAUUUCCGCGAAGAAGACAAGGUGGAAUGGUCGAACAGAUGGGAUCUAUACUUCGUGAAUCAGGAAGACAGCAACGGGAUCCAUUGGCUUGCUAUUAUCAAUUCUUUGAUCAUCUUUGGCGGGCUCUCCAUAUCUGUGGCUUAUAUCAUCACACGUACCAUUCGGGGAGACAUUGCGGGAUAUAAAGAGCUUGGCAUGGAGGAAGGAAAGCUUCGUAUAGGCAAGCGCGGCAAAGGCAGCAGGUCGCCGCGUAAGAUCAGCGCGGAACACGGUGGCCUCCUCGAGAAAGUCGGCAGCCCCACACCCCAGGAUGAUGGUGACUCGGACGACGACGACGUCCUCGACGAUAUUACCGGCUGGAAGCUCGUUCACGCUGAUGUAUUCCGCCAGCCCGCACAUGGCCAGCUACUGGCGCCUUUGAUCGGAUCCGGUAUGCAGCUCGUCUUCAUGUCUGUUGGACUCCUGCUGCUCUCUUGCUUUGGCGUCCUGAAUCCCUCAUUCCGCGGUGGUUUCGUCUCCGUCGGCUUCGCGCUCUUCAUUGUGGCCGGUGUAUUCUCGGGUUACUUCUCGGCACGGGUGUACAAGACGUUUGGCGGCAACAAUUUCCGACACAUUGCCAUCGUUACCGCGACUCUCUUCCCUGGCCUACUGUUCGCUACCACCUUCGUCCUCAACCUCUUCGUCUGGCUACAAGCCUCAUCUACAGCGAUUCCGUUUGGAACUUUGCUAGGUUUGGUGGCUCUCUGGCUUCUCGUACAACUACCUCUGGUCUAUGUGGGCAGCUACUAUGGCUUCGCCAAAGCGGGCGCGUACACACACCCGAUCAAGCCAACCAAAGUCGCACGUCAGAUUCCACAGCAGGCAUGGUACAGCCGCCGGUUGCAGGCUAUCCUGCUCGCCGGCCUCGUUCCCUUUGCCGUCAUCUUCAUCGAACUCAUGUUUGUCUUCCGCAGCCUCUGGCAAGACAAGAGCGGCUACUACUACGUUUUCGGGUACAUGGCGGUGGUGUCAUCGAUCCUCAUUCUUGCUGUCAUGGAGACGACCAUUAUUGCGGUAUACAUACAGCUCUGUUCCGAGAACUACCACUGGUGGUGGCAAUCCUUUUUCGUGGGCGGAUCCUCGUCGAUUUGGAUCUUCCUCUACUGCGUGUACUAUUACGCCAACCACCUUCACAUUACGGGACUGGUCAGCACGAUGCUAUUCUUCAGCUAUAGCUUUCUCGCUUGUGUGGUAUACGGUCUCCUCACGGGCACGAUUGGCUUCCUAACGGCAUACGCAUUUGUUCGUCGGAUCUAUAGCGCCAUCAAGGUGGACUGAGCGCCGACGAUCGACCGACCAGUCGCCUCUCUCUCUCUCUCUUUCUUUUUUUUUCCUAACCGGUACGGAAGCGCUCCCACCGGGACAGGAUAACGUCGAACGAAGAUGCACACGCGGCUCGAGCACCUAAGACCGCUGGGCAUGGGCGAUUCGGAUUUCAUUGCAGUGAUUAGCGGGUUGCAUCUGGAUGCGGUGGCGUUCAUGGUGCUCUUGAUCAAGGGAUGAGGGCUGGGUGUCCCAGGGUUUCUUGGUGGGCUGGAUGGAGCGAAUCCCGCUUGUAGUCGACCUAAUGAUAAUGCGAGAGUGCGUAUUGUACAAUGUGGUCUCGUGAGUUUUGGUCGGACCGACUGGGGAGGAUCUCAAGCUUCUUCCUUUUGCCAGGUUCAGAGCUCUCUAGGCUGCUAGGGUACCCACCUUAAGUAAGCUUUGUGGAGAGAGGUAGAGUUAAAAUGUACCUCUCGCAACCGGCUCAGUCCUCCAUCAUCAUCACGCGGCUCUCCACAUACCAGACGGCGCAGGCGGAUGAGUGUUGAGCACACAAACGAGAAGGAGGAGCGCUGAUCUCAUGUGCAGUCUGCGCUUGGACCUGCGUGGCACUCGAGCUCGGAGACAUUUUCGGCGUCUUUAGAAAGGCAAUUGUGCCGGUUGCUCCUGCUCUCCUCUAUUGACUGCGCUGCUCUACUCCUACCUACCUACCUUACCUAACUAGGUGCCUACAAGACAUCUUAC